Zingiber officinale is the source of this 1692-nucleotide messenger RNA. Its product is annotated as probable serine protease EDA2. Gene Ontology annotation, molecular function: serine-type exopeptidase activity; dipeptidyl-peptidase activity. The record is from RefSeq and is a predicted model, not a curated record. Gene Ontology annotation, cellular component: vacuole. The coding region runs from base 99 to 1508 and encodes 469 amino acids. The transcript has 13 exons. NCBI's taxonomy places the organism in Eukaryota, Viridiplantae, Streptophyta, Magnoliopsida, Zingiberales, Zingiberaceae. Gene Ontology annotation, biological process: proteolysis.
UUAAUGCUGGUUAACUCCCUUGUAGCUGAUAACCGUCGUCUCUCGUCAAGCAUGCGAUCUUGGCUAUAAAUACACUACUUCGCCUUCCUUAGCCUACCAUGGCGACUCUCAUCGGUGCCUUGUCUCUCGUUGCCCUCCUCUUCUUCUCCUCCUUCCCCCCUGCGGCGGAGUCCCGGGGUUCCCGCGUCCGCAAGUUGGAAGAAGAAAGCGACUUCUUCCUCACCCAGAAGGAGCACUGGUUCAAUCAAACCCUCGACCACUUCUCCAUUACGGGACAUCGUAAAUUCCAGCAGCGUUAUUAUGAAUUUCUUGAUCACUACCAAGCUCCUAAAGGCCCAGUAUUUCUUGUAGUUUGUGGUGAAGAGUCUUGUGACGGCAUUUUUAGGAAUUAUAUAGUUGCACUAGCAAAAAAAUUCGGUGCGGCUUUGGUUUCUCUGGAGCAUAGAUACUAUGGAAAAAGUUACCCUUUCAGUAACUUAACAGCCAGAAACCUACAAUUUCUUUCCUCAAAGCAAGCAUUGUUUGACAUGGCUGUUUUCCGCCAGUAUUACCAGGAGCAUUUGAAUGCAAAAUAUGGUGUAGGGGAAAGUCCCUGGUUUGUCAUUGGUCUUUCAUAUGCUGGAGCACUCAGCGCCUGGUUCCGUCUGAAAUUUCCUCAUCUCACUUGUGGGAGUCUUGCGAGUUCGGCAGCUAUUCAUAUGGUUUAUAACUUUGCAGAUUAUGAUCUACAGAUGGGAAGGUCAGUUGGUACUGAAUGUAAAACUGUUCUUCAAGAAAUAACUCAUCUUGCUGAGAAGCAACUUCAGAAUGAUGGAAACUCUGUGAAGAACUUGUUUGGUGCAUCCAAGAUUAAGGACGACUACUUCUUAUACCUGCUGGCUGAUGUUGCUGGUUCAGCUAUUCAGGAUGGUACUCCCGAUCAACUAUGUUCUCCUCUUAUUGAUGCCAAAAGAAAUGGGACAAACUUAUUGGAAGUAUAUAGUACCUAUAUCAAAAAUAAUUUUCUUGGGAAUUAUUCAUCACUUGACCUUUAUGAUCCAGAAUAUUAUAAGAACACGACGCCGGGGCAGAACAGUGCUGAUCGACUAUGGUGGUUCCAACUUUGUACUGAGUUUGGUAAUUUUCAAGUAGCACCAAAGUCUGAUGCUAUUCGUUCAUCAAGGAUUGACUUGAGGUGGCAUUUGAACUUCUGUAAGAAUAUGUUCGGAAGUGUGUACCACAAAAUUAAUAUGACCAAUGUGUAUUAUGGAGGCAAAAAUAUUAGUGGUACAAAAAUUAUUUUCACCAAUGGUUCACAGGAUCCUUGGCUUGGUGCAUCUAAACAAACAUCAUCGAAAGAUUUGCCUUCCUACUUGCUCAAGUGCCACAACUGUGCACAUGGUUUCGAUCUCGCUGGAUGUCCUUCAUCAGCUUCUGAUGUAAAAGAAAAGUGUGAAAACGCAGUGCAUGCAGUGAGGCAGAAGAUCAUAGAACACAUGGAAUUGUGGCUCUCACAAUGUUCAGCUUAGCAGGAAUCAACUCUGACUUUUCCCAAGUGAAUAAUGAACGCAAAUGUAUUUGUAGUGCAUUUCUUGUCGAUUACGCGAAUAAAAUCGAACAAAAUGCAUGCAAUUACGCAUCAACUUUGCCAUAGUGAAAUUCCAAAGAAACCUACCACUGUUUUUCAUUGUUCCUUCAAUGAAAUAAAAUUUU